Molecule: messenger RNA, 1346 nt
Organism: Chanos chanos (milkfish)
Lineage: Eukaryota; Metazoa; Chordata; Actinopteri; Gonorynchiformes; Chanidae
Gene: foxn2a
Product: forkhead box N2a
Exons: 7
Coding region: 94-1263 (389 amino acids)
Biological process (GO): regulation of DNA-templated transcription
Cellular component (GO): nucleus
Molecular function (GO): DNA-binding transcription factor activity; cis-regulatory region sequence-specific DNA binding
Source: RefSeq, a predicted model, not a curated record
UUGAGGCAGACAACUACAUGUGAACAUACCGUACGCAGAAUCUCUGCUACAUUGCUAAACGGACACGGUGUGCAUGAGUACCUCCCUGGUUUAAUGGGUCCAAUCAUCGGGAUGUCGCCGGAUAAGAAAGCCGAGUCCCCGGGUGUGUGCGAGGAGCGUGCUGGCCUGAGGGGUGCGUGCGGGGCUGGAACGCUCCCUGAGGCCGAGAGCGCGUCCAGUCCGCUGGCCACCAGCGUGGACCAGGUCAGCAGCGCCGAGGACGAAGAACUGACCAACCUCAACUGGCUCCACGAGAACCUCCUUCAGAACUUCACUCUUGGAGGUCCAGAAGCUCAGUCCAGUGGCAGUCCUCUGUUUGACAUCGAGGGUGACACCAGGGCUCCUUUGGCCCCUUCCUCCUCUCUAAGUCGCGGAGGAGAGAGAGACUCGAUGAAGUCCAAGCCUCCUUUCUCGUUCUCUCUGCUCAUCUACAUGGCUAUCGAACAGUCGCCCAGUAAGUCGCUCCCCGUCAAAGACAUAUACGGAUGGAUUCUCGAGCACUUCCCUUACUUCUCUAGCGCCCCCACUGGCUGGAAGAACUCAGUGCGACACAACCUGUCCCUCAACAAAUGCUUCCGCAAGGUGGAUAAGAGUCUUGGAAAGGUGAAUGGGAAGGGGUCUCUGUGGUGUGUCGACCCAGAAUACCGGCCAAACCUUGUCCAGGCUUUGAAGAAACAGCACUUCCCCACUGCUUAUGCCUUUUGCACACCUCCCGCUUCCCCACCCAGUGCCUUCUCUCCCCCUCCACAUCUCUUCCUGCACAGCUGCUCCCUGAAAGAGUCUGACAUUGACGCUGCCACUGCCAUGAUGCUCUUAAACUCCGCCCCUGGGCACAGUGAUGACCCAUGUGGUUCUGAAAGUCCAAUGGACCUGUCCAGGCCCGACUCUGUCUUGGUGAGCAGCGAUCCAAAGCAGGACCACAACUACAGCAGCGCGUCCUUCCAACGCUGCUCCUCUCGCUCCUCCUCGUCUUCGUUCUCUUCCGGUUUCCACAGCGAUGAGGACUCAGACCUAGGAGAGGACAGGGGUCUCAGGCCGCCCCCUUUCAGACGCCCGUCCAACGUAAAAUGCCCCGUGGGCAAGAGGGCACGGCGGGAGACCAAGCCCGAGCUGGACGAGGAGCUGAAAGAGGCGGCCGGCUCUCUCCUGCACUUGGCCGGCAUUCGUUCCUGUCUGGAAGUGUCCAAGCACACUGCCAAGAGCAAAAAACAGCCCCGGAAAUGAGCGUCUUUCCUCUUGCAUCUGUCGACUCUUCCCCCUUCCACUGUGUUUCAGUGUGUGCCUCCUCGAUUUUCCUAUCGGUGAAC